AUGCCUGUUGCCGUCAUAGCUGAAGUCGUUAGCUACACAAUCCUUGCUAGUUCUGUUGGAGGCUCCAUUGGAUCCUAUUGCGCCGACAAUCCGGGGGUUAACGGGUGCGUUAACAAGCGUGAUAUUCUCAACACGGAAUCUAUUCCACCCAUAAUGGCGAGCACCAGAAAGCGACAGGACGUGGGUCCUUGUGGUGUACCAAAAUAUGUUUUCGAUCUUUGCCACGACGAAGGCGUUUCUGCAGGCAUAAAUAGUUCCAUUCCAUCCCCUGGUGAGGCAAGGUUUGACCACGUACCACCCACCUGUAUGACCUUGAGCGGAGCUUUGCUAGGAGGCUGCACUAACAGCGGUCCUCGUGUCGAGGCUUGUGGCACUGACUGCCUUCACUAUACCGGACUAACAGAUGAAGACUUUGCCCACUUGUCCAACGCACUCAACGGCAAAUAA
Messenger RNA from Annulohypoxylon truncatum, 447 nucleotides. RefSeq lists its product as uncharacterized. The coding region runs from base 1 to 447 and encodes 148 amino acids. NCBI's taxonomy places the organism in Eukaryota, Fungi, Ascomycota, Sordariomycetes, Xylariales, Hypoxylaceae. The record is from RefSeq and is a predicted model, not a curated record. The transcript has 2 exons.